CUUAACUAGGUUUGAUAGGGGAACAAGAACAGCCAUGGCAAUGAUGCAUGAUCUCUGUCCCAUGCCACAAACAUCAAAUUGUCCCUCGCGUUCUAGCAUCAAAGAAUCACCACAGCUACCAGAACCAAUUUCUCCUCUUCACUCAUUGCAGCCACCACUGCAUUCUAUUCCCAAUCCAGAAUCACCACAACCAUCAGAACCUUCUCCUCUUCACUCAGAGUCAUUGCAGCCAUCACCACCUUCUCGUCUUUACGCAGAGGUAUUGCAGCCAUCACCACCUUUUUCCCCCAACCAAGAAUCCCGACAGCUAAUCCCACAACAACGACACCUUAUCAUGGUUGACCCGGAAUCUCAACAAUUUAUUUCCAAUGUUGGUCAGCAGAAUCUGCAAUGGCAAAAUGCCAUACUUUCAUUUUGCUUUACAUCUGCUCUAGAAAUAUCUCUCCAGUUUGCAAAAACUCAGUCCAAACUACCUCUUUCCUUCAGUUUGGUUUCUUUUGCAAUCUUGAUUACCUUUGCCUUUCUCUUGCUUGCAAAGUUUAUCAGCAGGGAGCAUACCAAGGUAUCCAGAGUGUUGGAAAAUGUUGCAUUUCUCAUUGCUGCAGCUACAUUCUGCUACACCACCACAAUUCCCUUCCCAGUAGGCUUCAAGUUUGUUAUCUGGUCUAUCUUUUCCAUUUCCUUGCUUAUUCUUGUCAUUUACAAGUACUUCUGCCAUACUGCUGCUUAAAGCAAUACCAAGGCAUUUUUUCCUUGCAAAUUGCAAUUAAAUGAAGAUGGUCUGGCUAGAGCGUAGAGGGUUCAUAAAUACAAAGACUGUACUGUUGGGAAACUGCAUUAAUUUGGUUUUCGCUAGCCACACAGUAUAAGAUGAGCAAAGAUAGUAAAGAAGAUUUAUUGUU
Rubroshorea leprosula is the source of this 902-nucleotide messenger RNA. The record is from the annotation of a GenBank genome assembly. NCBI's taxonomy places the organism in Eukaryota, Viridiplantae, Streptophyta, Magnoliopsida, Malvales, Dipterocarpaceae.